Messenger RNA from Symbiodinium necroappetens, 1688 nucleotides. NCBI's taxonomy places the organism in Eukaryota, Dinophyceae, Suessiales, Symbiodiniaceae. The record is from the annotation of a GenBank genome assembly.
AUGGAUUGUUUCCUGCUGUGUCAUGUGCGAGGGGGAAGCUCUGAAGCAUUUUGUUUGGUCACGAAGGAGACGUUGUCGAAUCCCUCCGAGCGGAGCCUGUAUGACAGAAGCCUGGAGGGCGAUGCCAACUACAAAACCGGAGGUUCAAGUAACAGCAGAUGCAAGCGGCGUCCGACGAGCGAAGCUGGCCACAACGAAUCUGGGGCAGGAAGAGGAACCAAAGUGCCAGAGGAGAGUCUGACAACCCUUCACGAAGUACUGCGAGAAAUGGACAAGCCAAUGCGUGACCAAGAGAUUUCCAAGAUGCAUGAAGGUGUUCGGACUGCUUUGCUCAAGUUCAUGGAGGAGAGGCGAUCCCUGGAGAAGCCAGUGCAUCGUGAACCGGUGUACGCUGUUGGUUCAAGCUGCAUGCGACUUCGAAGCUUUCGAGACUCAAUUGGUCGCGAGAAGUUCAGCGUCCAAUUAGAUGUCGACUGCUUGAGGGCAUACACCCGUCAGGUGCCGCUGGAGACUGCCAUCGAACAUCAACUGGUGCUGUCUGACUUGAGAGACCAUCUGCUGGAGGCUGAAGCAUCGUUCUGGAAACCGCCCUUCAAGAUCUGCCAAGUUUUCCAAGCCGUACUCUCAUCUCACACCACUACAGUUUGCACGCUUGGCCUCAGCAUCUUCGUUCAGAUGCGAGCAUCGGAAUGGAUUCCGAAUGCUUACUCUCUCACGUCGCCAGUGAUGGGGUUCGAUGAGACGGUGGCGCUUCGCCACCGAUUGAUAACUGCAAGGGCUACUUCUUGGGCGAUGUUGCGUCAAGCGUGGGUUGCUCUCUUGCAGGCGAGAAAGCACAGCAUGACGGCAGGGGAUGCAUCAGUUUAUGUCGACAAGGCACGGGAGGAGCUUUUACGAAGGCGCCUUGUCCAGGCCACAACAUGCGUGGAGCUGACCCAAAAGCAGGACAUCCGCCUCAAACGAUACAGCGUUCGGUGUGAAGGGCGCUGGCGUGUGCGAUCGGCACCGUCGCUGAGCUCCAAGGUAAUAGGCACAAUCGCGCAUGGCACGGUUGUGCUCGGCGAGGAUUGUGCUGGGGAGAUACUUGCACAGGGGAUGUCCGGCACGAUGCCGGUUCCAUCAUUCCAACAGGACAUGAGUAUGCCCUCCAGCAUUCUGCAGGAGGCUUUGGACAGCAUCACGGCUUUGUGGGUCAAAGUCACACGAUUUGAGGCUCAGGAGCCUAUGGGAGUUUCCGAGAUCAAGCGUGAUUCGGCAACAGGCGGUGGAAUCUAUUGUUUGCGACGCAAUGCUAUGGGCUACGGGUUGUACCAGUCAAGCGCUGAACCUCGAGAUGGUCCUCUUAUCCUCUUGCCAGAGCACCUGGGACUCGAGCUACGCCUUGAUGCCCAGCGUGCAGCCUCAGAUCGAACGGAGGAUGUCUCAUUGACAUGGAAACUGCUCGGCGCGGCAGAAACCGUUGGGCGCUUCUUUUCGUCGGCGGAGGAUGAGGUCGGGAUGAAGGAAGACAUGCAGGCCGUGUCAGCGUCCUUGCGAAGACCGGAGGACUUGUUUGAGGUGAAGCAGCGCGAGCAACUGAAAAAGGCAGUGGCUGCGCUGCGAGUUCCCCUUGCCGAGCUUCUUGCAAAGGCCAACGGCGAGGGACGCGCAGCUGAUCUCCUCGCUGGCUUGCCAAAAGAUGUGUCAAG